AUGAAGACUCCGGACGAGCUCACAGAUGCUCACAUCGUCCUCUCCGCCGUUCAAGCAACUUCCGAAGGCGAACUGGACUCGCUGCUCAGAAUCGUCCGAUGGCGGCCGGACCUCUUCCCUAACACUUUCGUAUACCGACUACUGCUUUCUUUCUAUCCUGCAGAGACGUCUGAAUCAUCGGCUCUUGUCAAGUUCUUAAAGUCUCUUGGAGAUCGAUUCAAUGAUGCCAGGGGUUCCGAAAGUCCGACCCUCGAGCCCUCAAUAUCCAUUCUCACCAAGAAUGAGGCAUUACGUCGAUGCCGUGCUCUAAGCUUGCGAUCGAUCUCUGAACAUGGAUCUACACGUACUCAGAGCGAAUUGGCCAAUGUAGUCAUUGCAUGGGCAAAAAGAUUGGAACAAUUUCAUGGCUCUGCUCAGCCAGCUGGGGAAUUCGUGCAAAAUUUCAUCGGACAGGACUCUGAUCUGCGACUGUGGUAUGAGACGUAUCUUGUACCCGUCAUCCGGCUGCAAUAUGAGUUCUAUCCGGACAGUGAAGACGUGAUCGGGCUGCAGGAUAUGGAGACACUUUCGCAUACUGAUGGUAUACAAACCCUACUCCAAUAUGCGGUGCAAAGGCACAAUCCUGUCGAAGUUGCCAGAGACCUCGACUAUGUGGUAUCGCCUUGGGUUCGGGGGGAGAGUGAAACAAAGAGAAGAAGGGUGGAUCAUUCUGCUGAAGACACCACAGCUGAAAAGGACCCUUGGGAAUCCGUAUAUGACUGGCUAAUCUCCACGAGCACGACUGAAUUUAGUGUCGCAGCAAAAGCCUACGCUGAUUGGAAUGGCCCCACGGAGGACCAUCAGCCAACGGAUGAAUCUGUUGCGCGGUUUGCUCAGACUGGCAUGGCCAUUGUCUAUCGGUGCUCAGAGACUUCAUCAGAGGCUAGGAGUGUCUGCAGAAAGGUGCUCGUGAAAAGUGCAAAUCUUCUCAGCCUAGGGUCGUCUGACCUCUCGCAACCUGAGCCAGACAUAUCAGUCCCUGAGAAAUUUGCAAAAGACCUUGAUGAGACAGAUUUGCUGGUCAAUGCUCAAUUCAAAAAAUCAAACAAGUUCACGCGAGUGACUGAGUCUUCCAUUCAACUGCUGACUGGAAUCUUUGCUACGGCAGACAUCCUAUCUGGAUUUGGCCUACCUCGCACCAUAAAUGAACUGGCGCACGUCAGCAUCUUCGGUUCAGAACGCCGCCAUAAGGAUGAACUCCGUCGAUUGCUUCAACACAUUCCCAUGCAAACUCGGCAAGAGAUUGACUGGCGGUCCGUACGACGGCAGCUUCUUUGGCUCCAAUCCUGGACUAAGACCGAGUCAAUGGAUACGUCAAACCAGCGGACAGCUUUUCUCUCGCGCUUGCCCGUCAGCUUUGUAGAAACUCAAGUCCUCGAUGGAAUGCUGAAGGCUGCCCAAUUUGGUAUUGUCAAAGAGGUGUACCUCGACCACCCUUUUUCAACGCUCUCUGUGUCAGAAAUCGAAGCCCGUGUGGUUGUGGCGAUUCUCGAGGCGUAUGAUAAUGCCAGCAAUGGGAACAGAGAUCGCGGCGGAAUGAAGCGGGCAAGCGAGAUUCUGAAGGCAUUUCGACCGAACUUCCCUCAGUCCGCUGCUCUCUCCGAUAUUGAGCACUUGAUCAAGGCCACUCACAGUCUGUCAUUCUACCAGCUCACUCUGCAGCACGGUGUUCCUUUCAAGCCUGUCUCUAUUCGAGUGCAGAAAGACCCACUAACCUUGGUAGAGAAAGUCUUGGAACAGGACGCGAGAGCGUACACAAAGUUGGAAGACCUACUAGAGAUAGGUCGUAAUCUCGUUCGUGCUCAUCUACCAAAUCGACGGAACACGGUGUCAGAAGACACUGAGCCUCUUCAAUUCCGUCUGCCGGAUGCUGAGCACAGGAUAACGUACCAGGCCAUCAUGGCUGCUCUCAAUGCGAAUGACUUCGACACGGCAUAUGCCUAUAUUACAACACGCCUCAACACAUCACCGAACCAGUCUGCCUCUUCUGAAUUUGUUGACGACGUCUCCUGGCGUGCAGCUUACGCCGCGGGGAAAUAUCGGCCUAGUUCAUCGCCAAAAAAUUUGAACACUCGCAUAGACAGUUUGACACAGCGGAUGGAGCUUCUUUCCCGAGCCUUGAUGUUGGCCCCUUCUGGAGAAGCUCUGUCGGGAAUCCUUGCCACAUGGCGCCGCUACGAGGAGGAGCUGGAUGCGCUGAAAACACAAGCUGUGGAGGAAGAGCGAGCUUUCGAUGCCAAGGCAGACGCCUCAGUGCCCGGAGCAUUUGGCCUCGACAAUCGAGAAGCAGAUGUAGCUGAAACGAAGCGCUUCAUGGCUCGUCGAUCUGGGCCUGUUGGGUCCGGGCCUUCUUAUGAGGAAGAGGCGCCGUUGGGUUUGUUCGAUAUCGCCAGAGGAGCCGCGUCGGCACUACGGAAAAGUGCUGCUUUCCCUCUCGGAUCCACCGGGCUGCGAGAUCUCAAGAUACAGCCAGAAACUCCGAGAGGGCACGAUGUGCAAAGGGAGCAAGCCGGCUCUCCGGUGUCAGACGACGGCGGAAGGGUACGAAAGAGAGACAUGGUGGCUAAUAUGGUCACAAGUGGCCUCGUGAGUGGGAUGGGUUGGGUGCUUGGUGCUCAGCCCCGAGAUCGAUUGGACCACAGCGGUGAAAGCCAUCAAUGA
Molecule: messenger RNA, 2700 nt
Organism: Fonsecaea erecta
Lineage: Eukaryota; Fungi; Ascomycota; Eurotiomycetes; Chaetothyriales; Herpotrichiellaceae
Exons: 1
Coding region: 1-2700 (899 amino acids)
Biological process (GO): retrograde vesicle-mediated transport, Golgi to endoplasmic reticulum
Source: RefSeq, a predicted model, not a curated record